GGGCCCAGACGGCUGAUUCACUCCAGACACUCUCCUCCCCUUUAAGGCGCGCGGCAGGGCGGGGCCCGGUGGCUGGCUCAAGGCGCGGUCCGCGUCCGCCGGCAGAAAAGCGGCUUAAAGGCGACGCGUGGCGCGAUGGCGGCUGCCCCACGCGCGUGCAGGCGGCGCUGGCGGCUGCGCCCCGUGCUGCUGCUGCUGCUACUGCUCGCGCUGCCGCCCCCGGGCGGCCCGCCGGGCGCCGCCGCCUACUUCCCGGAGGAACGCUGGAGCCCCGAGUCGCCGCUGCAGGCGCCCCGAGUCCUCAUCGCGCUGGUGGCGCGCAACGCGGCCCACGCGCUGCCCGCCACGCUGGGCGCGCUCGAGCGGCUGCGGCACCCGCGGGAGCGCACGGCGCUGUGGGUGGCCACAGACCACAACUCAGACAACACAUCGGCUGUGCUGCGGGAAUGGCUGGUGGCCGUGAAGAGUCUGUACCACUCUGUGGAGUGGCGACCGGCGGAGGAACCCAGGUCCUACCCGGACGAGGAGGGCCCCAAACACUGGUCUGAUUCGAGGUACGAGCACGUCAUGAAGUUGCGCCAGGCAGCCUUGAAAUCUGCCCGGGACAUGUGGGCUGAUUACAUCCUGUUUGUGGACGCAGACAACCUGAUCCUCAACCCGAACACACUAAGCCUCCUCAUUGCUGAGAAUAAGACGGUGGUGGCCCCCAUGCUGGAUUCGCGGGCUGCAUACUCCAACUUCUGGUGCGGGAUGACCUCCCAGGGCUACUACAAACGUACCCCCGCCUACAUCCCCAUUCGCAAGCGGGACCGCCGGGGCUGCUUUGCUGUUCCCAUGGUGCACUCCACCUUCCUCAUUGACCUGCGGAAGGCAGCGUCCAGGAACUUGGCGUUCUACCCUCCUCACCCUGACUACACCUGGUCCUUUGACGACAUCAUCGUUUUUGCCUUCUCCUGCAAGCAAGCAGAGGUCCAAAUGUACGUCUGCAACAAGGAGGUGUACGGCUUCCUGCCUGUGCCGCUGCGGUCACACAGCACCCUCCAGGAUGAGGCAGAGAGCUUCAUGCACGUGCAGCUGGAGGUCAUGGUGAAACACCCACCGGCGGAGCCCUCCAGGUUCAUCUCCGUGCCCCCCAAGAUGCCUGACAAGAUGGGCUUCGACGAGGUCUUCAUGAUCAAUCUGAAGCGGCGGCAGGAUCGGCGGGAGCGCAUGCUGCGGGCCCUGCAGGCGCAGGAGAUCGAGUGCCGGCUGGUGGAGGCUGUGGACGGCAAAGCCAUGAACACCAGCCAGGUGGAGGCAUUGGGCAUCCAGAUGCUGCCCGGCUACCGGGACCCCUACCACGGACGGCCCCUCACCAAGGGCGAGCUGGGCUGCUUCCUCAGCCACUACAACAUCUGGAAGGAGGUUGUGGACCGCAGGCUGCGGAAGUCACUUGUCUUCGAGGACGACCUGCGCUUUGAGAUCUUCUUCAAGAGACGCCUGCUCAACCUCAUGCGGGACGUGGAGCGGGAGGGUCUGGACUGGGACCUCAUCUACGUGGGCCGGAAGCGGAUGCAGGUGGAGCACCCGGAGAAGGCCGUUCCCCGCGUGAGGAACCUGGUGGAGGCAGAUUACUCCUACUGGACGCUGGCCUACGUGAUCUCCCUGCAGGGCGCCCGCAAGCUGCUGGCCGCCCAGCCGCUCUCCAAGAUGCUACCUGUCGACGAGUUCCUGCCGGUCAUGUUUGACAAGCACCCAGUGUCCGAGUACAAGGCCCACUUCUCGCCCCGCAACCUGCGUGCCUUCUCGGUGGAGCCCCUGCUCGUCUACCCCACGCACUACACGGGGGACGAUGGCUAUGUGAGUGACACGGAGACCUCGGUGGUGUGGAACAACGAACACGUGAAGACCGACUGGGACCGCGCCAAGUCCCAGAAGAUGCGGGAGCAGCAGGCCCUGAGCCGUGAGGCCAAGAACUCCGACGUGCUGCAGUCGCCGCUGGACAGUGCGGCCCGCGACGAACUCUGAGCGCUGGAGGCCGAACCGCCAAAGCCGGCCUCACUGGCGCAGCCCGACCUCUGUAGGCUGCGGAGGGCUCUCCCCUCCAGGCAGUAUGCAGCCGGCUUGGCUCGGCUCUGGCUCAGCAAUCACGUGCACGCAGGCAGCUUUAAUGGAGUGCCUACUGUAUGCCGGGAAUGGGGCUUGGCACUAGGGCAUCAGAAGGGAACCAGACCUCGUUCCUGUCUUCAGGUGCCGAACACUUGGAAGUCCUCACUGGGUACCAGGCUUCCGCGUUUGGCAGUGGAUGGGGCAUAAUUAUUCCUUCAGCUAGUGACCGAUUGGUCCAUCAAGCUUUUGUUGAUUCCCCCCCCACCCCAAGAAUCAGCACUAGUGAUACACAGUCAUCGUUUUAAUGCAUUGAAGUAUUUAUUGAAUGCCUGCUGUAUGUCGGGCACCAAACAUUGUGGGCUCUGGGAAUACUGGGAUAAACAAGAUACUUUCAUUCAUUUCUCCGAAUACCUACGAAGUACCCACCAUGUGCCUGGUACUUGGGACACAAAGACAAGUUCUUAUUAACUCAGAGCAUUUAUUGAGUGCCUACUGUGUGCUGGGAACUGAGCUUGGUGCCGGGGUGAAAAUCAACAAGGUGCUUUUCACUCUUCAGUUGGCUUCUUCCGCACACGUGUAGAGGGCACCCGCUGGGGGCCGGCAUUAGUGAAACCAAACAGCAUAUCCUGUGCUGGGUCAGGACAUCAGACGACCCUCCUGCGUGCAGGGCCGCGUUCUAAGGGCUGGGCCACCCAAAUGAACAAGAUGAAUCUUAUUUUUCCUUGCAGCAGGCGUUGAUGGAGCGCCUACUGUGUACCAGACCUCGUGGACUCCCCGUGAGACUGGAGAAUUGUUGGCUGAGAGUUUGAUCCCUGCCUGCCGUGCUCUCCCCCCCCUU
Molecule: messenger RNA, 2926 nt
Organism: Lontra canadensis (Northern American river otter)
Lineage: Eukaryota; Metazoa; Chordata; Mammalia; Carnivora; Mustelidae
Gene: COLGALT1
Product: collagen beta(1-O)galactosyltransferase 1
Exons: 12
Coding region: 136-2007 (623 amino acids)
Molecular function (GO): procollagen galactosyltransferase activity
Source: RefSeq, a predicted model, not a curated record